Ostrinia furnacalis (Asian corn borer) is the source of this 666-nucleotide messenger RNA. RefSeq lists its product as uncharacterized. Lineage: Eukaryota; Metazoa; Arthropoda; Insecta; Lepidoptera; Crambidae. The record is from RefSeq and is a predicted model, not a curated record. The transcript is spliced from 5 exons. Bases 23 to 640 code for a protein of 205 amino acids.
UGAUAGAUUUGCAGAGGGAACAAUGACGUACAGAGUGCUGGACGCCACGGCGCCGCUUGAAGGAGGAUACUGCCGCUGUGAAAGAGGUCCGAGGGGUCCCGCUGGAGCGCCAGGCAUGGAGGGCCCCAAAGGCGACGCCGGGCCCCGGGGCCCGCGAGGAGCGAGGGGCCCUCAAGGUUCCCUGGAUCUGAUGCUGCUACUGCUCGCUGAUGUACGGCAUGAUAUCAGGAACUUGGAGGCGAAGGUUUACAAGGAUGGGGAGCAGCCAGAACGCUUCAACCUGCAGAAAGCCUGGCGGCACCAACGCAAGCAGGAACGCUUGGAGCGCGAGAAAAGUACCGAGCAAGACCUGGAGGCCUACACCGCGCCGCCACUCGUCAAGGAGGUGGCUACGGUAGUCAUCACACCGCAAGGUCAAACGGGUGACCUUUUCCGCACUGACGCCACCACCGACUGGUCCCUUGUGAAGGGAGAGACUGAACCACCGGAACUGCCAUUAGGACUGACACAGGACAUGACAGCAAUGGACGAGAAGCUUCGCGAAUUCUAUAUCCUGGCCAAUACCACGAGGCCCGGCGACGCGGACGACGAGCCCGAGGAGCAAGGGACUGACGACUCGGAGGACUACAACUUCUACUGACAAUAAACCACUCCACCACAAUGUUG